Messenger RNA from Cygnus olor (mute swan), 5275 nucleotides. RefSeq names its product regulatory factor X3 (gene RFX3). NCBI's taxonomy places the organism in Eukaryota, Metazoa, Chordata, Aves, Anseriformes, Anatidae. Gene Ontology annotation, molecular function: DNA-binding transcription factor activity, RNA polymerase II-specific; RNA polymerase II cis-regulatory region sequence-specific DNA binding. Gene Ontology annotation, biological process: regulation of transcription by RNA polymerase II. Gene Ontology annotation, cellular component: nucleus. The transcript is spliced from 17 exons. The coding region runs from base 364 to 2613 and encodes 749 amino acids. The record is from RefSeq and is a predicted model, not a curated record.
GGGAGCCUCCCCCGCCCGUCCCGGCGCCGUCAGUCAGGGCCAGCCCCGCCUCUUCCGGGCCUCUCCGCCUGGGCUGCCGCCUCCUCCUCCCUCGCUCGCUCUCCCUUUUGUGAGUUAUAGCAACCGUUGCCUUGUGAAUCAAGCGCCAUAGUCACCGUAGUCCUGGCGACUGUUACCCAUCAACAACAACCGCUCCUCUCCUGCUCCUCCUCCACCUCCUGCCGCUCCUCACCCCCAUCCUCACCCCCUUCCUCGCCGUCACCCGCAACAACAACAACAACCACAACAACAGCGGCAGCAGCCGCCACCUCCGGCACCGACGACAGCGGGGACGCCGCAGCCCGCCUCAGCCCAGAGACCACGAUGCAGACAUCAGAGACUGGGUCGGAUACAGGUUCAACUGUGACUUUACAGACAUCUGUGGCUAGCCAAGCAGCAGUGCCCACACAGGUAGUACAGCAAGUACCAGUUCAGCAACAGGUGCAACAAGUGCAGACUGUGCAACAGGUACAGCAUGUCUACCCAGCCCAGGUUCAGUACGUGGAAGGAAGUGACACGGUCUACACUAAUGGAGCUAUCCGAUCUACAACUUAUCCAUACACAGAAACCCAGAUGUACAGCCAAAACACUGGGGGAAAUUAUUUUGAUACUCAAGGAAGUUCUGCACAGGUGACAACAGUGGUCUCCUCUCAUAGCAUGGUGGGCACUGGAGGGAUUCAGAUGGGUGUCACAGGAGGACAACUCAUUAGCAGCUCAGGAGGGACCUAUCUGAUUGGCAAUUCAAUGGAAAAUUCUGGUCAUUCAGUGACUCAUACAACACGGACUUCCCCAGCUACAAUUGAAAUGGCGAUUGAGACACUGCAAAAGUCUGAUGGUCUGUCCACUCACAGAAGCUCUCUUCUCAACAGCCAUCUUCAGUGGCUUUUGGACAAUUAUGAAACUGCAGAAGGAGUGAGCCUCCCAAGAAGUACACUUUACAACCAUUACUUACGACAUUGUCAGGAGCACAAGUUGGAUCCAGUCAAUGCUGCCUCCUUUGGAAAACUCAUACGGUCAAUCUUCAUGGGAUUACGGACACGAAGACUUGGAACUAGGGGCAACUCCAAAUAUCAUUACUAUGGGAUUCGUGUCAAGCCAGACUCUCCUCUUAAUCGACUACAAGAGGACAUGCAAUAUAUGGCUAUGAGACAACAGCCCAUGCAGCAGAAACAGAGGUAUAAGCCUAUGCAGAAAGUGGAUGGAGUUGCAGAUGGCUUCACAGGAAGUGGUCAACAGACAGGCACGUCUGUUGAACAAACUGUAAUUGCCCAAAGUCAACAUCAUCAACAGUUUUUAGAUGCAUCUCGAGUACUUCCAGAGUUUGGAGAAGUUGAAAUAUCUUCUCUACCAGAUGGUACUACCUUUGAGGACAUCAAAUCACUGCAGAGUCUUUAUCGAGAGCACUGUGAGGCAAUACUGGAUGUGGUAGUAAAUCUUCAGUUCAGCCUGAUAGAAAAAUUGUGGCAAACUUUCUGGCGCUAUUCUCCCUCUACUCCACCUGAUGGCACUACCGUUAAUGAACCAAGCAAUCUGAGUGAAAUAGAAAGUCGACUUCCAAAAGCAAAGCUGAUUACUCUGUGCAAAAAUGAGUCUAUUCUGAAAUGGAUGUGUAACUGUGAUCACGUGAUGUACCAAGCUUUGGUGGAGAUUCUCAUUCCUGACGUCCUUAGACCUAUUCCUAGUGCCUUGACCCAAGCCAUUCGCAAUUUUGCAAAAAGCCUUGAAGGUUGGCUUUCAAAUGCCAUGAACAAUAUUCCACAGAGGAUGAUACAAACCAAGGUUGCCGCUGUAAGUGCCUUUGCCCAGACUCUGCGAAGAUACACAUCUCUUAAUCACCUGGCUCAAGCAGCUCGUGCUGUACUUCAAAAUACUUCUCAAAUCAACCAGAUGCUCAAUGAUCUUAACCGUGUUGAUUUUGCCAAUGUUCAGGAGCAGGCUUCCUGGGUGUGCCAGUGUGAUGACAACAUGGUUCAGAGGCUAGAAACAGAUUUCAAAAUGACUCUUCAACAGCAAAGCACUCUGGAGCAGUGGGCUGCCUGGCUUGAUAAUGUAAUGAUGCAAGCACUGAAACCAUAUGAAGGAAGACCCAGCUUUCCUAAAGCAGCGAGGCAAUUUCUGUUAAAAUGGUCUUUCUACAGCUCAAUGGUGAUUCGAGAUUUAACCUUGCGCAGUGCUGCUAGCUUUGGCUCUUUUCAUCUGAUCCGCUUGCUUUAUGAUGAAUACAUGUUUUACUUAGUAGAACAUCGUGUUGCUCAGGCAACAGGAGAGACACCUAUUGCAGUUAUGGGAGAGUUUGGUGAUUUAAAUGCUGUGUCCCCUGGAAAUAUGGAUAAAGAUGAGGGCAGUGAAGUUGAAAGUGAAAUAGAUGAAGAGAUGGAUGAAAAUGGAGAGCCACAAGCCAAGAGGGAGAAAACAGAGAUAAACCAGGCAUUUCAGGUGGGCUGCAUGCAGCCUGUGCUUGAGAGUGGAGUACAGCAGAACCUCCUGAACCCAAUUCAUAACGAGCACAUUGUUGCAACUACUCAGACUAUCAGACAAUGCAGUGCUACUGGAAAUACAUAUACUGCAGUCUAGUAUGAAACUUUCCCCCCACCAUUACAUUAGCCCUUUGGGUUUAAUAUGAAAAAAAAAAAUAAAGAGAGAAAAAGUCUGAAGGUUGACUGUUGUCAAAUUUUAACUGUGCUGAACAUAAUUUUAUUGGAGUUAUUAAAUGGAAUGGAUGUAUGUAUUUUGCCAGAUCUGUUUAAAAAAAAAAAAAAAAAAGAAAAAACAACAAAGAUUUUUUUGUAAACUGAAUCAUUUUACAUUGGCCACUCAAUAUGAAGAGUUUUCUUAGAAUCAAAUGCAAGGAAGAUUUUUGCAAAGCUUAAUGUUAAUGUUUUUGUCCUCUUAUAAUAAUUUAAAAUUUUUCAUAGUUUUUUAAAAAAAAUUAAUGUUAAUUAUUAGUUAUGACAAUGAUUUCAUAUACAUAGGUUUCUAAUUAGAUGCACUUCUGUGAAAUAUCAAAAGAACUAUUUUCUUUGAUUUACACUGGAGGCAUACUUAUUUGACAGCAGAUGUAUCAAAUUUGUUAUAAAAGGUGCUUUUCCUUGGACAACUAAAAGACACUAUUUUUAAAAAAUUGUGAGCAUUCAGGGGGAAAUUUUGUAAUAAUGCUGGAGGAUUGGGAAGAUAUUCUAGUUUCUUUCUGUAAGAAAGAAGCAAGUUUAAAUAAUGGAAUUGUAACAGAAUGUGAUAAUGUGUACGUAAUAAACGUACCUAAUUAUCUGACCAUUAUAUUAACAAUGCAAGGUUCCUUUAAAAUCAACAGUUCCAGAUAUUAUUUCCUUACCAGUUCCUCUGUUUUGAAGACUACUGAUUCUUUAUGUGGCACCACUGAACGGGUGCUUUUGGCUGUUGAGUGGUACUGUAGUUGUUAGAAGCUGAAGCUGAAAAAGAAGUGACUUGAUUAUUAUUGUUAAUUUUUAAGUGUACGUGCUACUUAAGCUGAACUGGACAUACAGGAAAACAUUCCGUUUGGAUGACUUUCUUCUAUUCCAGGUCUUUUCAUAUUAGUGAUUCAAUCUGCUGCUCUUAGAAAAGAUGAUUUAUAGAGUGCAAGGAAUGUAGCAACCUGCAUCAUUUUCCUUUCAAAAAUAUUUCCUUGUUGUUAAAGUGGAAUUAAAUUUUUACAAAAAAAAUUAGAUAAGGCAGUGUAACUGGCACACCUCACUUGUACUUAUUCCCAAUUGUGUAGAAUUUGAAUAGGUGGCUAGAUGGACCAUUGCCAUUUAAGAAUGUACAUCAGGGAUCAUUGUACCUCGGCUAUUACAUGGUGCCUUAAACAGAACUGAAGCUAAGAUUUAGUACUUUUUGUUAUUCUUAAUUCUUAAAUUAAUUCAACAAGGUGUGCCUGUCAUUUUCAAAUUCCCUAAGAAGUAAAGACAGGUUACAUAGCCUUCAAAAGAAGAAAAGGAUUUUUUAUUAUUAAAUGAUUUUAAUAUCCCUCUUAGAAUGACAAUAAACCUAUUUUUUCUCAUUUCUAGCUGGAUUUCACUUUAUUACAAAUAAAAUUUGCUUGGGAAUUUAGAAGGCAAAACUAGCUUUAAUACCAACUUCAAAUGUCAAAAUAGAUUGACCAUAGUCCCAAGCAUGAUUAUAUAUUUUUUAGACCCCUGUCUACUUUUAAUUUUAAAAAGUAAAAAUAAAUAAAUGAGCAGGUACAUAAUGCAGUGCAUGUUUUCAAUGUGUAUAUUUUGUGGGGUAUCAGCCUGAUUUUACAUUUUAAUGGUUAAAUCUCAUAAUGACAGUUUAUAUAGCCCAUAUUGAUUGACAUUAAACAAUCAGAUUUUUCUUCUUAAACAUUUCAUUAUGCGGACACAUGAAUUUGCUACACUAAAAUAGGGAAUUAAAUAAGAAACAAAGCCAAAAACUAAAGGAGAGCACAAAAAGAUCAACUUUAUACAAAAGACUGUGUAAGAAAAUUAGGGUUUCACUUAUUUUGGUUUAUCUACUGUGUCUAUAAAAUGACUUUAGAGUAAUAUAUACCAAAUGGGAGAAUAACGUGAAAUGAAUAGUGUACUUACAGCAACAGGUUUGUUGCUAUAAAUUACAUAUGCUUCAAAGACAGCUACAUGUGAACUGAAACGUCCUAACAUUAUUGUUGUACAAAAUUAAAUUUAAAUUCCUUUACAGAAUGGGGAGGUGAACCCGUCCUGCUUAUUCUGUGUAGACAUAAUUCCUAGUUAAUGUCAGUAGAAGGCUUUUGCCUCAGUAAAAAGUGAAAGUGAGGCUUAUAUUCAUUAUUUCUAAACUCAUUAAUGCACUGAAUCUCGUUAUAUAUUUUGUUCUCACAUAUAUCACUCAGUGUGUCCUGAUUUUUCCUUGGAAAUCAGCACAUCUGUACCCUUCACCAAAAAUGCUAAAACUAAGCUGUGAUAAAUAUUUACUCCCCUUCAUUGUGCAUUAUAAGAUGUUUACAAUUAAAAUAAAGUGACAUAAUUGAACUUUUUUUUCAUUUUCAACUUUUUUUAAUUCUGUAGUACUUCUUUCAGUUUUUGUGUUGACAAACCUAUAAUGUUUUCUUAUUAUUGUCUGUUAUUGGUUUAAUAUUGUAUUUGUUGUUACUGAGAAAAGAAAAUGAUUGUAAUAGGUAAAUCUAGAUCGUUAAAACAGGUGGGACCUGAGUAUCUUUAAUUAUUUAGCUCCCCACUCCCAUCCAGUUGUUCACUGUUCACUAAGUGCAAAAAAAGAAAAC